Messenger RNA from Patiria miniata (bat star), 3059 nucleotides. Its product is annotated as matrix metalloproteinase-14-like. Lineage: Eukaryota; Metazoa; Echinodermata; Asteroidea; Valvatida; Asterinidae. Gene Ontology annotation, biological process: collagen catabolic process; proteolysis; extracellular matrix organization. Gene Ontology annotation, molecular function: zinc ion binding; metalloendopeptidase activity. Gene Ontology annotation, cellular component: extracellular matrix. The record is from RefSeq and is a predicted model, not a curated record. The transcript is spliced from 9 exons. The coding region runs from base 140 to 1678 and encodes 512 amino acids.
ACGAAAGAGUCAGUAGUCAGAUGCUCCUUGUCUCCUGAACUUAGAUAAAAUAUCCUGAGAACUUAUAUUUUUUUAAGUGGCAAUAGAAGUUUAACUUGAACAGUUUACUCCGAGGCUCUAGCGGAGAACGGGUGAAACGAUGACGGGUAAAACGCUGCUUUUAUCGGUGCUGCUGGUCGGUGCCGUCACGGUGAUUCACUCCUUCAAAAUGGAGACAUCUGCCGAUGCUAUGAUGUACCUUGCCUACUACGGCUAUUUGAAACCUCUGACUUCCGAUGACGGAACUUUCAUGACCGAAGCUGAGAUGAAGGAGGGCAUCUCUAAAUUCCAGUACAUGGCCAACGUAACAAUCACAGGUGAAAUCGACAAUGCAACACUCACGAUGAUGAACAUGCCCCGCUGUGGCUGUCCGGACGUGAUUGGCCACAGCCUGGACGCCAAACGGAGGAAACGCUACUCCCUCGGAAGUCGAUGGUCCAAGACAGACUUGACCUUUCGUAUCGACUCCGUGACCUCGGACAUAUCGAGCCGAGAGGACAUAGACAGCACCCUGACCGAAGCUCUACAGGUUUGGUCUGAUGUUACGCCGCUGACCUUCACACGCGUUUACGCCCCAACCGAAGCCGACAUCGUCAUUAACUUCUUCAGCAGAGAUCACAGCGAUGGUGCACCGUUCGACGGGCCGGGAGGGGUUCUAGCUCACGCUUUUUUCCCCGAGAACGGGAGGGCUCAUUUUGACGAGGAUGAAAACUGGACCAUCGAGACUUACUCGGGAAUCAAUCUCUUCCAGGUGGCUGCGCACGAGUUCGGCCAUAACUUGGGCUUGGGUCACUCCAACAUCGACGAUGCACUCAUGGCGCCAUUCUAUCGGGGAUAUGUGCCCAACUUUCAGCUGCAUGAAGAUGACAUCGCCGGAAUCCAGGCCCACUACGGAGAAGAUUCGGGGAGUCCGUUUGUGACCAUGAAGCCCGAACCAACCAUCUGCACCGGGAAUGUUGAUGCCGUCACCACGACUCGCGACAGAAGCACGUACAUCUUUGAAGGAACUCAAGUUUGGAAAUUUGAAAGUCAGACAAGCCGGAUAUCAGAUGGAUUCCCUAAGCCAAUCGGCGAUGUAUUUUCUGGUCUUCCCGACAACGUGGAUGCUGCACUGUACUACAGUCGCUCCGGCAAGACCUACAUUUUUAAGGGAAGUCAGUACUGGCGAGUUGACAACGAAGUGGUGGACGCCGGGUACCCGCUAGACAUUGGUUCCAACUGGUACGGCCUGCCUGACGAUCUGGAUGCGGCUUUUACUUGGAGUGGAAACGGUCGUAUUUACUUCGUCAAAGGUGAUCAGUAUUACCGCUUCAAUGGCCGCGUGGAUUAUGGCUAUCCUCGUCCACUGAGUGUCUGGAACAUCCCUGGUAACCAAGUCGGGGCGGCCGUUCAGUGGCUCAACAGUCGCACCUAUUUCUUCGCCCCUUCUUCAGACGGCUACUUCCGAUUCAACGAUAGAAACUUCCGCGUGGACGCUGGAUACCCGCAAAGCACAGCCACAACGUGGCAGGGAUGCAACACCAAUCUCGUGGAAGAGCCUGGUACCAGCAGCGACGACGAUGGCAAUGGUGUGAGCGGUCUAGCACCUGGAUUCCUCGCCUUAGUGGCGGCCAUGUUGUUAGGAAUUAUUGCCGUUUAAUUUCUUGACACUGAGACUUUUCCUAUAAAAAUCCAAAUGCUGUCUGAGAUAUAGUUCCAUAAAUUAAAAACCAAUAUGUCUUUUUUAAAUUAACAUUUUAUUUUCGAUUGUAUUUAUUUUAACCACUAAUGAACAUGUGCUGCAACGCGUUUGUAAACUUUGGUUAGAACUCAGUUUAAUAGAGUGAACUAAUUCGCAUAGGAUUACGAAUGUUUUUGCUGCAUUUACUGCUUCAACCUUUUGAUGACGUGACUUUUUUUACCUGUUUUCAUUUUCUUUAUUUUAUGAACAAAUAAGAUGUACAUGUAUAUGUGUUUUUCAUAAAAAAAGGUUGUAACUCAAUUAGAUUUUGUGCUUUUCGCUCAAUAAAAAAAUUAUAAUUUGGGUACAAUUCCAAAUGUGGUCUGAGAUAUAGUUCCAUAAAUUAAAAACCAAAAUGUCUUUUUUAAAUUAACAUUUUAUUUUUCGAUUGUAUUUAUUUUAACCACUAAUAAACAUGUGCUGCAACGCGUUUGUGAACUUUGGUUAGAUCUUAGUUUAAUAGAGUGAACUAAUUCGCAUAGGAUCACGAAAGUUUCUGCUGCAUUUACUGCUUCAAUUAACCUUUUGAUGAAGUGAUUGUUAACCUGUUUUGUAUUUCUAUAUUUUAUGAACAAAUAAGAUGUACAUGUACUUGUUUUUGUGUUUUUCAUGAAAACGUUUGUAACUUAGAUUUUGUGCUUUUUGCUAAAUACAUGUACAAUUUUUGUUAGUUUGGGUACAAAUCCAAAUGUGUUCUGAGAUAUAUAGUUCCGUAAAUCAACAACCAAAAUGUCUUUUUUAAAUUAACAUUAUAUUUUCGAUUGUAAUUUGAACCACUGAUCAGCAUGUGCUGCAACGCGUUUGUAAAUUUUGGUUAGAACUCAGUUUAAUAGAGUGAACUAAUUCGCAUAGGAUCACGAAUAUUUUUGCUGCAUUUACUGCUUCAACCUUUUGAUGAAGUGACUUUAACUGUUUCGUAAUUCUUUUAAUAUUUUAUGAACAAAUAGGAUGUACAUGUAUUUGUGUUUUUCAUGAAAACGUUUGUAACUUAGAUUUUUAUGCUUUUUGCUAAAUAAAAAAAAUUAUACUUUGUGUACAAUAAAUAUUAUCUUGAGAUUCUUGUAUUUUGUGAACACGAACAUGACUUGUGUGCAGCCUACAUUAUUAGCUACCAAGAUCAUUAUAUUAAGCUGCGAUCAUUAAAUCUACUUUAUUUCCAAGUAAGGUACAUCAACAAAAUGGGCCGUAUUUUUUGAUAAUCUAGUUCCGAGACCAAACGAUUCUGACUAUCAUUUCUGACGCAAUAGGUCAGGCAGUCGCCAUAGCUAUAAUAAAACAAGAUGCCCCCCUUAACAAAGAU